This is a messenger RNA of Phaeodactylum tricornutum CCAP 1055/1, 690 nucleotides long. RefSeq lists its product with no specific name. Bases 1 to 690 code for a protein of 229 amino acids. The transcript has a single exon. Lineage: Eukaryota; Bacillariophyta; Bacillariophyceae; Surirellales; Neidiaceae. Gene Ontology annotation, molecular function: protein binding. The record is from RefSeq and is a predicted model, not a curated record.
AUGGACUUGACCAACAGAGAAUUGCUACAAUCGUCUUCGAGGAAACGCAAGCGCGUAGGAGAACGCACAGAGGUGUCGAAGAACUCCAGUUCACUGUCAGAAACCGAAAUUGUUGCAACGAAGAAGGAUGUGAGUCCAGUAGAGUUUCUUCGUUUGCUCAUUCCCUCUGCCGAAGACCCACCACAGAGCGGCGCUUCGCUAUUUCCUUUCAGCGGGCAAGCCCCUUCUAUGGAGGAACUCAAAAACUAUGACAUGGAGUCAGUGACGGCGAUUCGUGCCAUGGAUGUGGCCCAUUUACGUCAUCUCUUGACUAACGAAGGCAAGAGCUUUCACGCCUGCAAUCGCAACGGCGAAAGUCUGUUGCAUCUCGCCUGUCGACGAAGUAACGUGGACACUGUAAACUUUCUCGUGCACGAGGCGAACGUUGCCACCAGCGCGGUGGAUGACCUGGGACGUACCAUUCUCCACGAUGCCGUGUGGAAGAGCUUUGCCGAUGUGGAGCUAUUGAAGGCACUGCUUCCAACUAUUUCGCCGCGAUUGUUGCUGCAAAAGGAUCAACGCGGGCACACGGCGUUUGACUAUGCCCGACGACAGCAUUGGACCGUUUGGAUUGAGUUUUUGGAAUCGCAGAAGGAUUUCAUCGUUCGACGCUUAUCCAUGGAAGGCGAAACAGGCACAAUAGUUGGCUAG